This is a messenger RNA of Gastrolobium bilobum, 1436 nucleotides long. RefSeq names its product probable leucine-rich repeat receptor-like protein kinase At1g35710. The coding region runs from base 229 to 1218 and encodes 329 amino acids. NCBI's taxonomy places the organism in Eukaryota, Viridiplantae, Streptophyta, Magnoliopsida, Fabales, Fabaceae. The record is from RefSeq and is a predicted model, not a curated record. Gene Ontology annotation, molecular function: protein binding. The transcript is spliced from 11 exons.
UCUCAACUUCAAUUAAUCAAUCACCAAAAUCCCGACACUAUUUUUUUUUUUUCUCUCUCUCUCUCAAAUCCCAAAUUUGCAAAAUCUGAAUUACUCACACAGUAAAGAGAGAGAAACAUCACACUCGUUGAUAACAGUUCAGAUCUACGAGGAACCUUUUGCAGUCUCCGAAGAACAAAAUAAGAAAGCGAUUUUAGAGUGACAAGGCUUUCUUGAAGCGCCCUCAAAAUGGCGCGGAUACCCUUUAUUUUACUGUCCCUCAUCCUUGUUUUAGCUCUGUCAAUUCCCAACCUUGCGCACUGCAAGACCCUCAAGCGUGACGUUAAGGCUUUGAAUGAGAUCAAGGCUUCUCUUGGUUGGAGGGUGGUGUAUGCUUGGGUUGGAGAUGAUCCUUGUGGAGAUGGGGAUCUUCCUCCGUGGUCUGGUGUUACUUGUUCCACUGUUGGUGAUUAUCGCGUUGUCACCGAGCUUGAGGUGUAUGCGGUGUCGAUUGUUGGACCUUUUCCUACUGCAGUAACCAGCUUGUUGGAUCUUACACGGCUGGAUCUCCAUAAUAACAAGUUGACUGGGCCUAUUCCACCUCAAAUUGGACGGUUGAAGCGUCUUAAAAUACUAAAUUUGAGGUGGAACAAACUACAGGAUGCAAUUCCUCCAGAAAUUGGGGAGCUUAAAAGUUUGACACAUCUGUACCUUAGCUUCAAUAGUUUCAAAGGAGAAAUCCCCAAGGAGCUAGCGAAUCUUCCAGACCUUCGCUACCUUUAUCUUCAUGAAAAUCGUUUAAUUGGUAGAAUACCUCCAGAAUUAGGAACUCUACCAAACCUUCGGCACUUGGAUGUUGGUAAUAAUCAUUUGGUGGGUACCAUAAGGGAACUCAUUCGAUUUGAAGGUUGCUUUCCAGCUCUACGCAAUCUAUAUCUUAACAAUAAUUAUUUUACUGGAGGAAUACCUGCUCAACUUGCUAACUUAUCUAGUCUUGAAAUCUUGUACCUGUCCUACAACAAAAUGUCAGGAGCUAUACCAUCUAGCCUUGCUCAUAUUCCUAAAUUGACAUACUUGUACUUGGAUCACAACCAGUUUUCAGGGAGAAUUCCUGAACCCUUUUAUAAGCAUCCAUUUUUGAAAGAAAUGUACAUUGAGGGAAAUGCAUUCCGGCCUGGUGUCAACCCCAUUGGUUUGCAUAAAGUGCUUGAAGUUUCUGAUGCUGACUUCCUUGUUUAAUGAAAAUCAAGAUAUUUUUUUUUUCCAAGGAAAUUUACGUGUAUAAUUAUUGAAACAAUAGUUCCUCUUAUCAUCUCAAUGAAAUAGCCAAAUAGAUAAUUCAAUUUUUGUCUAUUUUGUGUGGUCAUCAUCAAUAAACAAUAGUUUUACGUUCACGAUUUAUGAGCUUUUCACGACUCUAAGACUAAGAGUUGAUUGUACUAUAGAUAGUUUUGGAC